CUAAUGUUGAAACUGACAUCGUCUUCGUCGUGUUUUAGUGUGUGAAUAUUGUUGCCAUAUCGGGAGGUUGUAGGUCGUCUGUUCCUGUUUUCAUCAUCUUCAUCGAUUUGCUGCAACAAUGGGAGGGAAGUGUUUCAAAGCAGUGAAAGGAGGAACUCGAGAAAGUCCUAAGCAAGAAUUGAAAAUACCUCUUCGUGAUAUUCAACUGGCCACUCAAAACUUCUCCCAGGACUACAUUGGUACAGGAAUGACUUCCAGUGUUUAUAAAUGCCUUCUUCAUGAUAGGGUUGUUGCAGUGAAACGAAUGAAUAUUAUGGUGGGGUACUCUUAUCUGAAGGGUGAAAAGCGCUAUAUUCGAUUUGACUUCGUGUUCGUGGUUGAUGCAAAGGCAUUACAUGAUUUCCAACAUCCAAAGAUCGUCAAGUUUGUUGGAUUCUGCCAGGAAGGGAAUGAGAGGCUUGUUGUUUCUGAGUACAUCAACGGAAAAAAUCUGCACCAGUGCUUACAAGGUAAUCCAAAUGCAGUUCCUUAUAUUAGUUGGAAGCAAAGAUUUCAAAUCGCAGUUGAUAUAGCAGAAGGUAUUCAGUACCUUCAUCAACAAGGAGUAAUCCACAGGCGCUUAAGGUCUACGAAUGUGCUCCUUGAUCAGAAUUUAACUGCUAGAAUAGCAGAUUAUGGUUUCAGAGAAAUCAGAGAAACAUACACCCAAUCUCGUAUUUGCGACAGAGGACCCAUUUCAGGUGCUCUAGAAUACCUCUGCCCUCAGUACAUGACACUGGGAAUUGCCAGCAAAAACUCUGAUGUCUAUGCCUAUGGCAUUGUUUUACUUGAGUUGUUGAGUGGAAAGAACGCGCUUGGGUUGUUUUAUUGGGUUUCUGACAGAGUGAAAGAGGGGAGAUAUUUGGAUAUCUGUGACCCUCGAAUUAUUUCAGAGAUUGAUGAUCAAAUAUUCAAAGUAGCUGUUGAUAUUGCUAUGCAAUGCACUGCUGCUAAUUUGAGUGAUAGGCCAGAAAUCUCAGAUGUGGUUGUUGCUUUGGGUGCUUACCGUAAUGUAGUUGUCUGA
Messenger RNA from Theobroma umbraticum, 1063 nucleotides. The record is from RefSeq and is a predicted model, not a curated record. NCBI's taxonomy places the organism in Eukaryota, Viridiplantae, Streptophyta, Magnoliopsida, Malvales, Malvaceae.